GUUUGCAUGGUAUUGAUUUGAGUAUCUUGCAUGUGGCCUGUCCAGAUGUCUGCCUUCCGCAGUGUUUGCUGAAUGCUAAAGCAGUAUUUUUGCAAAAUCUAAUGCUAGAUCCAUACUGACCAUUGUUCCCCUCGCGGCAACAGCAUGGCACGUACAGUGCUAUUGCUUGCUGUUGCUUUUGGUCCGGCGCUGGGCGAGCGUUUGACCUCGAAGCUAGGGAAGUUCCAGAGUGAUGAUAGUGAUGCUGGCUUUGCAAACCUGAAGAUAAAUCGUUUGGACAAGGUGAAGGUCGAAGCGAUCUCUCGGGCCGAAGCCCUCCGGCUACGUCAGAGCGGGCUCCGCUUCCACGAGGUCGAGCAUCAUCACUUCGGUGAUGGAAGCAGCAACGGCAAAGUCCUGCAGGACUUGAAAGAAGCUGCCGCCUCAGCGGAUCCAUUGAAAGGCAAAAAGCUAGAGGAGCCUGCAAAGCCAAAGGAAUUGACAAGAUUUCAGGCAUUGAAGAAGCGCAUUUCUUUCAGUAAAGAGACCAGAGCAGUCCCACCAAAAGGAAAAGAUUCAAGUGUGCCAACCACAAAGCAAGACGAAAAGAUCCAGGAGGAAGAGGAAGACAGCAAUUCGUCGAGCCUGGACACCAGCUUAAAAGAAGCCUUGACACCAACAAGAAAGAUGCCCGCCGUUCUCUGCGACCGGGCUCACGAACUUCCCAGCAUCCACCUGCGCAUAGAGGGCAGCACCUGGCCAGGAUCCGCCCCACACGUGUUGCUGGCUUCCUGUGUGCCCAGUUCGACCUGGACCUAUUCGCACUUUCUGGAGG
Durusdinium trenchii is the source of this 814-nucleotide messenger RNA. The record is from the annotation of a GenBank genome assembly. NCBI's taxonomy places the organism in Eukaryota, Dinophyceae, Suessiales, Symbiodiniaceae.